AUGGAAGCUCUGAAAACCGCUAGCUUUAGCCCUAUGUCGGUUUUAUCCGAGAAAAGAUCAGAACCACGAAAGCCUUUCUCGCUCCCUAAUCUCUUUCCACCGAAAUCACCGAAACCAAUCUCACAAGAAAGCUUGUUUAAGAGCUUCAAUGGCGGACUCGCUCUUCUAACCUCUGUUCUCAGCAGUGCAACAGCUCCUGCUAAGUCUCUGACGUACGAAGAAGCUCUGCAACAAUCUAUGACCUCUCCGUCAUCUUUUGAUUCUGACGGCUUUAUCGAUGGGAUAUCAAGUUUCGUCACGGACAAUCCUCUGGUCAUUGCCGGUGGAUUUGCUGCAUUGGCUGUUCCGUUUGUUCUGUCUCAGGUUCUGAACAAAAAGCCGAAAUCUUUUGGAGUUGAGUCUGCUAAGAGUGCUUAUACCAAGUUGGGUACUGAUGAAAAUGCUCAGUUGCUUGACAUAAGAGCCACUGCUGAUUUCAGACAAGUGGGGAGUCCCAACAUUAAAGGUUUAGGUAAGAAAACGGUUACGACUGUUUAUAACGGAGAAGACAAGCCUGGUUUUCUGAAGAAGCUUGCCUUGAAGUUUAAGGAUCCUGAGAACACCACAUUGUACAUUCUGGACAAGUUUGAUGGAAACGCCGAGCUUGUUGCAGAACUAGUGGCUCUAAAUGGAUUCAAAUCAGCUUACGCCAUUAAAGAUGGUGCAGAGGGACCUAGAGGCUGGUUGAAUAGCGGCUUGCCUUGGAUAGAGCCAAAGAAGAAUCUCAGUCUUGAUUUGAGCAGUUUGUCAGAUGGUAUCAGCGGUGUAUUUGGCGAGAGUUCUGGUGGCGUCUCUGUUGCUCUUGGAGUAGCUGCUGCUGCUGGAUUAAGUGUUUUAGCAUUUACAGAGGUUGAAACUAUACUCCAACUACUAGGAUCAGCGGCGCUUGUUCAGCUUGCAGGCAAGAAGCUCCUAUUCGCUGAGGACCGGAAGCAAACUCUAAAACAAGUGGAUGAGUUCUUGAACACAAAAGUUGCUCCUAAAGAACUUGUUGAUGAGUUAAAGGAAAUUGGAAAGGCUCUUCUUCCUGCAUCAACAAGCAGCAAAGCUCUUCCCGCACCAGCAGCAGCAGUAGCAGAAGAAGCAGCUACAACCACCACCACCACCAUCGCUAAACCAGAACCUGAGCCAGAGACAAAGCCAGAGGAGAUAAAACUAGAGCCAGAGCCGAAGCUAGAGCCAGAGCCAGCGAUCAAAGCAGCCGCCACUGCACAAGUAAUCUCAGAGCCAGAGCCAGCGGUUGAAGCCGCCACUGCACAAGUAAUCACAGAAGCAGCCAAAACAGAAGCGAAACCAAUAUCUCAUUCAAGACCUCUCUCUCCAUAUGCAUCGUACCCUGACUUGAAGCCUCCAACAUCUCCGACACCAUCGCAGCCUUGA
Molecule: messenger RNA, 1419 nt
Organism: Microthlaspi erraticum
Lineage: Eukaryota; Viridiplantae; Streptophyta; Magnoliopsida; Brassicales; Brassicaceae
Source: the annotation of a GenBank genome assembly